UCCGAAGCCAGGAGCCAGGUGCUUCCUCCUGGUCUCCCAUGCGGGUGCAGGGCCCAAGCACCUGGGCCAUCCUCCACUGCACUCCCGGGCCACAGCAGAGAGCUGGACUGGAACAGGGGCAACCGAGACAGAAUCUGGCGCCCCAGGCAGAGCAUUAGCCUAGUGAGCCAUGGCACCAGCCUCUAGUUUUUUGAGAACACUCCAUACUGUUUUGCACAGUGGCUACACUAAUUUACCUUCCCACCAACACUGUAUAAGAGUUCCACUUUCUCUCUAUCCUCGUCAACACUUGUGAGGUUCUCUCUUUUGUAUUUUAGCCAUUCUGACAGGAGUAAGAUAUCUUGUGGUUUUGAUUAUCAUUUCCCUGAUGGCUAGUGAUGCUGAGCAUUUUUUUCUUAUAUUUGUUGACCAUUUGCGUUUCUACUUUUGAAAACUGAAUAUUGAGGUCCUUUGUCCAUUUCUUAAUUGGAUUUUUUCUUGUUAAGUUGUUGAUAUAUUCAGGAUAUUAAUCCUUUUUCACAUAGGUAGCUUGCAAAUAUUUUUUCCCAUUCUAUUGAAUGUCUCUUCACUCUAUUGAUGGUUUCCUAUGCUACGCAGAAGCUUCUGAGUUUAAUAUAAUCCAAUUUGUUUAGUUUUUGCUUUUGUUACCUAUGAUUUUAGGGUUUUGUCCAAGAAGUUGCACCUACACCAAUGUCUUGGAGUGUUUCCCCCACAAUUUCUUCCAGCAGCUUCAUAGUCUCAGGUUUUAAACUCAGUUUUGAUCCAAUUUGAGUUGAUUUUUUUGUCUAGGGUGAGAGUUAUGAAUCUAACUUCUUUCUUUUGCAUAUGUACAUCCAGUUUUACCAGCACCACUUGUUGAAGAAAUUAUUCUUACUCCACUGCAUGGUGUGAGUACUGUUAUCAAAAAUCAGUUGGCCGUAUGAACAUGGAUUAAUUUCUGGGCUCCCUAUCAUGUUCCAUUGAUCUAUGUAGCAGUUUUUAAUGCCAGUAUCAUUCUGUUUUAGUUAGUAUAGCUUUGUAGUAUGCUUUCAAGUCAGGUAUUGUGAUGAUGCCAGCUUGAUUUUUCUUGCUCAGGAUCACCUUGGCUAUUCUGGGUCUUUUGUACUUGUAUAUGAAUUUCAGGAUUGUUUUUACUAAUUUUGUAGAGGGAUUAAAAGGGGUUGCAUUAAAUGUUUAUAUUACUUUAGGUAGUAUGGGUAUUUUAAUGAUAAUGAUUCUUCUAAUCCAUGAGCAAAGAAUAUCUUUUCAUAUUUUUGUAUCCUUGAUGCUUUCUUUCAGCCAUGUUUGAUAAUUUUCAUUGUAGAGAUCUUUCACUUCUUUGGUUAAAUUCAUUCCUAAAUAUUUUAUUUUUUGUGGUUAUUGUGAAUGGGAUUUCUUUCUUGAUUUCUCUUUCAGUAAGUUCAUUAUUGACACAUAAAAAAGCCACUGGGGCCCAUAGGCUAAGUUUAGCACAUGCCCUCCCUAUCACCAAGAUGCCCAACAGGAAUGUCGGCUCUGCCAAAGGGGUGGUGAAUGAAGAGUCCAAGAGAAGACUGGUGAGGUUGUCAACUAAACCUGUUCCUGCAAAAGUGGAAAUGAAGCCCAGAAAGGCAGCUGGGAAUGAUAAGUUGCUAGACAAAAGCGUACAAGCAAAACGGAAGGGAGGAACAAAGGGAAAACAGGCUGAGCUGGCUAACCAAGAAAUUAAAGAUUUGUCUACAGAAAAUGUAGAAACUAAAUGAGCAUCCAGUCUCUGAUGAAGCAGAAGAGAAAGAAGUCAAGUCUAAUUAAAAUCAUAUACCAGGUCUUAUCUGUUGUCCCUGUCUGCUUUCUUAGACAAUCCAGAGAAAUAUUUUAUCAACUAUUUUGUAAAUGCAAGUUUUUUCAUAGUGCUAGAUAGAUUUCUAAGAAGGAGGGAAGCCCACCUCAUCCCACUUUUUAAGUGUAAAUGACUUUUUUAAGAGGUGAAAUCAUUUUCCCUUUGUUUAUUUACAACCAGAUAUUCAAUCAUGGGAGAUUUUGUCUGUCUUGUGCGUUAGCUUAACAUUCCAUAGGUAGGAGGUGGUUUUCAUAUGCUACAAUGAAACACGUACUAAUGGCAAUUUGGAGUCAUAAUUGUACAUUCCAUCUGUCUUGAAUAUUUUCAGUUACUUCUCCCAUGUUGUUUAGUAGAAUUGCUUCUUUCAGAAAACCACUCCUUGUUGCUCUGUCAGAACUGUGUGCACUCUGUAAUAUCAGUGGUUGUGGUAGUCUAGUUUCCCUAGACUAAGAUUUUCUUAAUGUGCUAUGAAAGAUUGAAAAUUUGAAUAUGUAAUAGCAAUGUUUUGAAGAUACUAGUACUUGAUGGCUUCUUAAGGAAGAGUUGUCUCCCAAUGUGAAGCUGGAAAGUCAUUGGAAUGACAAUUCACAGCUUUUUAGAUUUUUGGUAUGUACAUUAAGAAUGUGUACAAAUUGAAAUGUCUAUGUACUGAUUCUCAACACCAAUAAAAUCUCAAUUAUGAACGAAAACAACAAAGCUGCUGGCUUUUGUAUGUUUAUUUUGUAACCUACAACUUUAUUGAGUUGGUUUAUCAGUUCUGACAGUGUUUUGGUGGAGUGUUUAGGUUUUUCCAUGUACAACAUCAUGUCUAUUGCAAACAUGGAUAAUUUGACUUCCUUUUUUCCAAUUCUGAUGCCAUUUAUUUCUUUCACCUCCCC
Messenger RNA from Oryctolagus cuniculus (rabbit), 2676 nucleotides. The record is from RefSeq and is a predicted model, not a curated record. NCBI's taxonomy places the organism in Eukaryota, Metazoa, Chordata, Mammalia, Lagomorpha, Leporidae.